Messenger RNA from Musa acuminata AAA Group (dessert banana), 1214 nucleotides. Its product is annotated as proline-rich protein 4-like. The transcript has 2 exons. The coding region runs from base 99 to 971 and encodes 290 amino acids. The record is from RefSeq and is a predicted model, not a curated record. NCBI's taxonomy places the organism in Eukaryota, Viridiplantae, Streptophyta, Magnoliopsida, Zingiberales, Musaceae.
GUUCUCGACAUUCCACAACAACAUCACACGUUACAAUCCUUCUUCUUCUUCACCUCCUCCUCCUGUUGUUAUCUUUCCUGCUGAGGUCGAGUUCCAUCAUGGGAACUCCGCCGCACCUCAAAACCGUUUUGUUCGGUUUGUGUUCAGUCUUUGUGGCCGUCGGAUUCGCAAGCGCUGCAACGCAGACCGAGACGGUGGUCUCCGUCGUCGGUGCUACCGAAUGCUUGGACUGUGCGCAGAAGAGUAUCAAGACUGAGAACGCUGUCAAAGGACUACGUGUAGCCGUCAAGUGCAAGGUGAGCGACGAGCAGUACGAGACCAAAGCCACGGGCGAGCUCGACAGCAACGGAAACUUCGAGGUGAAGCUCCCGAGCGAGCUUCUCCUAGACAACGGCGACCUGAAGCACGAGUGCUUCGCGCAGCUCCACAACACCUCCAACGCACCUUGCCCUGACAAGAACAACGCCCUCAACCCUUCCAAGCUGAUCCUCAAGUCCAAGGACGAGGGAAAGCACACGUUCGUUGCGGCGUCCGGGAAGCUGUCCUUCUCGUCGGCCACCUGCGCGUCGGCCACCUUCUACCCCUGCCCUCCGCUGGCAUGGAAAAAGAAGCACCCCAAGUUACAUAUGCCACACUACAAAUUCCCACCCAAGUCUCACUACCACCCACACCCAGUUUACAGCCCCCCUACCUACAACCCACCUGCGCCGGUGCACAGUCCGCCAUCAGGGGGAUACUACCAACCACCUGCGCCGAUGCACAAGCCGCCGUCAGGGGGAUACUAUAACCCACCUGCUGCGCCGGUCUACAAGCCGUCCCCGAUGCCUCACCACGAGCACCCCACGAUCAAGUACCAUCCGAUGCCCAAGAAGACGUUGCCUCACAUGAAACAUAUCCCGCAUAUCCACCAUGAUCACCCCAAGUACAACAAGCCGAGCUUCCCACCGGCCAAAGUGCACAGCAAGCCGUAGACCCCCCCGUCGAGCAGAUAGCCGAUGUGUCGUUGUCGUUACUUGUAGUGGUUGAUGCUAUGCGUAAUAAUGCCAGAUCUAAGGAUAUGUGUGUGUGUACGUUCUGGUGUAAGAGCAGUCUUUAUAGCUUCUUUUUUACAGCUGCUAUCGUUCUAUUCCUGUACUGGUUCUGUUCGCGACAGCUCUUCCAAUCGGGUUUGCUGUCCGUAGAGACUUAAAUAAGUGAAAUAUCAUUUGGUCUUA